Molecule: messenger RNA, 1500 nt
Organism: Colletotrichum godetiae
Lineage: Eukaryota; Fungi; Ascomycota; Sordariomycetes; Glomerellales; Glomerellaceae
Exons: 2
Coding region: 259-1350 (363 amino acids)
Molecular function (GO): GTPase activity
Source: RefSeq, a predicted model, not a curated record
CUCAGCUCUUCCAACUCUUCCAGAACUUUUUUCUUAGCGAUCGUCCUCCCGUAACAGUUGAAGAGCCACACGCAGAUUCCCGUCACCACACCAGAAUGGCUUCAACAUCCGCAGAAACCCCCGCUGAGAAUGCGGCCACUCAAACCCCGACUGCUAUCGUCGUCGUCGGCAUGGCCGGUAAGCAAUACACACACGCACCGCGCCAGACACCCACCGUGUCGCUGACCAAUACCACCAGGCUCCGGCAAGACGACCUUUAUGCGACGCAUCAACUCAUACCUGCACGGCAAGCAGGAUCCCCCCUACGUGAUCAACCUGGACCCCGCUGUGCUCAACGUCCCUUUCGAAAGCAACAUUGACAUCCGCGACUCGGUCAACUAUGAAGAGGUUAUGAAGCAGUACAACCUGGGACCGAACGGUGGCAUCCUCACGUCCCUGAACCUCUUCGCGACCAAGGUCGAUCAAAUCGUCAACCUUCUCGACAAGCGUGCGGCACCAGACCCAGCGAACCCCGACAAGAAGCCCAUCAAUAACAUCCUUGUCGAUACUCCCGGACAGAUUGAGGUCUUCGUUUGGUCCGCCAGUGGAACCAUCCUCCUCGAGUCUCUCGCGUCCUCCUUCCCGACCGUCAUCGCCUACGUUAUCGAUACCCCUCGAACCACCUCCACGAGCACAUUCAUGUCCAACAUGCUGUACGCAUGCAGUAUCCUCUACAAGACCAAGCUCCCCAUGAUCCUGGUCUUCAACAAGACCGACGUGCAAGACGCAACAUUUGCCAAGGAGUGGAUGACGGAUUUCGAGGCUUUCCAGCAAGCUCUCCAGCAAGACGAGAUGAGCGACGUUAUUGGCGGCUACGAGACGUCCGAGGGCGGCAGCGGCGGCUCCGGCUACAUGGGCAGCCUCCUCAACUCCAUGAGUCUCAUGCUCGAGGAGUUCUACUCCCACCUCAGCUUUGUCCCCGUCAGCUCACGCCUCGGGACGGGCAUGGACGAGUUCUUCGCCGCGGUGGAGGAGAAGGCCGAGGAAUUCAAGCAGGACUACCUCCCCGAGCUGAAGCGCAGGCGUGAGGAGCGUGAAGAAAAGAAGCGCCUGGCCCGCGAUCACGAGGUGGAGAAGAUGAUGAAGGGUAUGUCGGUGGACGCGGGCAAGAAGCCAAUGGUCGUCAAGCCAGUCGAUGACGAUGACGAUGAUGUGGAUGUCGCCAGCGACGUGGACGAUGAUGAUAUGCCGGAUGACGAGGAUGACCGCGAAGGUCUCCAGGCUCGGUACGAGGCGGCGAUGGAGGCCGAGGGCGACUCCAUCAUGGCUGACGGCAGUUUCGCAAAGUAUCUGCACACGCGGCCGACAUGAUAUGUUACGGCGCUACUGGAGCACACACGCGCGGGUCACAUUUAUUUGAUAUAGAAUGAACAAUUGGGCAAGGGGAUGGCGUUUUAGACGGUUGCUGCAUUAUCAUGAGAUACCUCGAAAAAAAAAAGGAAAAGGAACAGGUGCAGAAGA